GUUCGAGUAGUCAGUAGUCACAAGCUUCACCUGGGGCUCUGUAGUCGGUGCCAAUGCGCCUCUGAAGUCUCGUGGUCGGCUUGUUAUUUCGUGAAACUGUGACAGUGCAUCGACCAUCGAAAUCCUAAGGAAAAUCUGAAGAUAGGUUUAAAAAUGACCACACGCAUCUUUCGCGCGCACGGGGAGUUUUGUGCUUCCCACCCCUGGGAAGUUAUCGUAGCCACCCUUACGCUGACAGCAUGUAUGCUGACCGUCGACCAACAACACCCAGCGCCACCACCGAAGCCGGCAGUUCGAUACUGUGUUGGAUGCCUGAACGAGGCGGAAUACAAUGCUGCAGAUGUGAUUGUAAUGACCAUUAUCCGUUGUCUGGCAGUUCUCUAUUGUUACUACCAGUUCUGCAAACUCCAGAAACUAGGCUCGAAGUACAUACUAGGUAUAGCCGGCCUGUUUACUGUUUUCUCAAGUUUUAUUUUCACUACGACAGUCCUAAACAUUCUCCGGAUCGAUGUGGCGGAUUUGAAGGAUGCUUUAUUUUUCUUCCUCCUUUUGAUUGACUUGUCCAAAGCUGCCAUGCUGGCCCAAUUUGCGUUGAACGCGUCUAGUCAAACUGAAGUAAAAAGCAACAUUGCCAAAGGGAUGUCUCUGUUAGGACCCACCAUUACAUUGGACACUAUUGUGGAAACCUUGGUCAUAGGGGUUGGAACUUUAUCAGGUGUGCACCGACUUGAGAUGUUGUCUUAUUUCGCAUGUCUGUCUGUUCUGGUAAAUUACGUCGUAUUUAUGACAUUCUAUCCAGCUUGCCUAUCAUUAAUAUUAGAGUUGUCCCGGACAACAAUUAUUUAUGGUAAGAAGCAUUCAUUGAUAACGAAGACGUUCAAGGAAGAAGACCACAAAUCGAAUCCCGUAGUGCAAAGAGUGAAAUUGAUAAUGUCAGCAGGAUUAAUGCUAGUCCAUGCUCAUAGUCGAUGGCCAUUCAGGCAAGAGGAUGUUGACAACAUCAGUCCCUUAGUAGCCGAACAACACAUGACCCUAAAUCGUACUGAAGAAACAGCCUUGCAUGGAUAUAUUAUGAAAUGGGUCACUCUUAGUGCAGACCACAUAGUCAUUUUAAUUCUCCUGCUGGCGCUGGUGAUCAAAUUUAUUUUCUUUGAAAAUAAAGAGGACUUUGCCGAACAAAUCAGAGCUUCCUUGUCGGAGAGCUUAGAUAAAGAAAGCAGUGAAUUUAUACAAUUAAAUCAAGAAUUAAGAAACAAGUUCCCGCCUGCGAUGCCAUUUUUCAAACCAGCUGAGAAGUUCUUUUUGGGAAAAAACAUCUCUGACGACACAUCAGAAGUAGAAUUCGAAGAUAAAGAAGUACAAACCACUAAAUACGAAUCAGACGGUGACAGCUCUGCCUCAAGAGAUGAACAGGAAAUUUGCCGCAGUUUGCAAGAAUGUUUAGAAAUAUAUAACGACUCAGAUUUAGGGGCUGUUGCUUUAACAGAUGAAGAGGUUAUAUUAUUAGUCAAAAAUAAACACAUCGCUGCAUACCAAAUAGAAAAAGCCGUAGACGAUCCGGUAAGAGGUGUUGGGAUUCGGAGAAAAAUUUUAGGAAGUGACGGCAACUUUACGCGAGCCUUAGCAGACUUACCUUACAAAAAUUAUGACUAUGGAAAAGUUAUGGGUGCUUGCUGUGAAAACGUAAUUGGCUACAUGCCGGUACCAGUUGGUUACGCUGGACCAUUGCUUUUGGAUGGUCGAGAAUUAUUUGUACCCAUGGCCACUACAGAAGGUUGUCUAGUGGCUAGCACUAACAGAGGUUGCAGAGCUUUAAAGAAUUGUGGUGUGACUAGCAGUAUUGUUGGAGAUGGCAUGACAAGAGGACCUGUUGUACGAUUUCCCUCCCUUGUUAAAGCUAGUGCGGCUUUGAAAUGGAUGGAAAUUCCAGCGAAUUUUGAGUUAAUAAAGGAAAAGUUCGAUUCUAGUAGCAGAUUCGCCAGACUUACUAGAAUCCUGAUAAGAAUAGCCGGUAGAUAUCUAUUUAUUAGAUUUGUUGCCAAAACUGGAGACGCAAUGGGAAUGAAUAUGCUGUCGAAAGGCACCGAAUUAUCCCUAAAAUUUGUACAAACAAAAUUCCCAGAUAUGGAAAUCUUAAGUCUUAGUGGAAAUUUCUGCACAGACAAAAAACCAGCUGCAGUAAAUUGGAUAGAGGGUAGAGGAAAGUCGGUGGUUUGUGAAGCAAUAGUACCUGGAAAAGUAGUAACGACUGUCCUAAAAACGACAGUCCACGCUUUGGUAGAUGUAAACUAUUCCAAAAACAUGAUUGGAUCGGCAAUAGCCGGCAGUAUCGGUGGAUUCAAUGCUCACGCAGCAAACAUAGUUACAGCAAUAUUUAUAGCAACUGGUCAAGACCCUGCUCAAAAUAUCGGAAGCAGUAAUUGCAUGACACUAAUGGAACCUUGGGGUGAAAUUGGUGAAGAUUUGUAUAUAUCAUGUACAAUGCCGUCUAUAGAAAUAGGAACAAUCGGAGGAGGAACAGUUUUACCAGCUCAAGCUGCUUGCUUGGAAAUGCUCGGUGUGAAAGGUUCACACAUUGAAAAUCCAGGAGAAAAUGCCAGUCAACUCGCUAGGAUAGUAUGUGGAAUGGUACUUGCAGGAGAGUUAUCGCUUAUGGCUGCUCUUGCGGCGGGACAUCUUGUUAAAAGUCAUUUGAGACACAACAGAUCCACCACGAUUUUACCGGAUAACAUUCAUUUCAAAAACAGUCUUCCACAAAGCAAGGAUCAAUUACUUGUUCCUCCAUGUAAAGAUAAUUUCUAGGACUAUUAUUUAUUUAAUUAGAAUGUGUUAUUUUCAAGUGCAAAGUUUUGUGCCAGGUUUUAUGUAUAUUAUUUAUAAAUGGAAUAUAAUCUCAGGUUGAGUAAAUGUACAUUCAGAGUGGUUUCAGGCCAACACCAAUGCUAGUUUUUUUAUUAUCAUACAAGAUCCGAACAUAAAAAAUAGUAAAUUGCAUUCCUUGAUUAUGAAAAGUCUGUUAAGUAAAAACAAAUUUAUGUGUCGAUAGGGUUAUUCGAUUUGGUCUGAUUUUGAUAUGUAAUGGAGAUUCCAAACAGACUGUUCUAGUAUUUAAAUUUCUUUUAUAUUUAAAAUUAAUCACAACUGACUACUUAAUGUAAAAUAAUGAAUUGUUUGUAACAAUCGAAAAUUAAUGAAAAUAUUCCCACGUCACAUAUUACCACAUAGACUGAACUAUAUUUAAUAAACAAAAAUCGACAAUAACAUAAAUUUACCCAUAUUUUUUGUAUGUUCCCAUGUUUAAUUAAGUGUUGUAAUUUUUAUGAAUAUCUGUGAUGGUCAUUGGGGAUUUUGCAAGUGUAAUACCAAAAGGUGGCUUGUUUUAAACAAGCUGAAUCUAUAAUAAAACUGGUUCCAUAGUUUUAUGAGAUAUUUAAUUAUUGUAAAUAAACUAAUUUUGAAAUAA
Messenger RNA from Anoplophora glabripennis (Asian longhorned beetle), 3463 nucleotides. It is a transcript of the gene Hmgcr, whose product is annotated as 3-hydroxy-3-methylglutaryl-coenzyme A reductase. The transcript has 13 exons. Bases 154 to 2802 code for a protein of 882 amino acids. The record is from RefSeq and is a predicted model, not a curated record. Gene Ontology annotation, biological process: sterol biosynthetic process; coenzyme A metabolic process; isoprenoid biosynthetic process. Gene Ontology annotation, cellular component: peroxisomal membrane; endoplasmic reticulum membrane. Gene Ontology annotation, molecular function: hydroxymethylglutaryl-CoA reductase (NADPH) activity; NADP binding; protein binding. Lineage: Eukaryota; Metazoa; Arthropoda; Insecta; Coleoptera; Cerambycidae.